Molecule: messenger RNA, 939 nt
Organism: Ramularia collo-cygni
Lineage: Eukaryota; Fungi; Ascomycota; Dothideomycetes; Mycosphaerellales; Mycosphaerellaceae
Product: related to YIH1 Piecemeal microautophagy of the nucleus (PMN)
Exons: 1
Coding region: 1-939 (312 amino acids)
Biological process (GO): regulation of translational initiation
Cellular component (GO): cytoplasm
Molecular function (GO): protein binding
Source: RefSeq, a predicted model, not a curated record
AUGUCCAGCGAUCUCCUCGACGAAAUCGCAUCCAUCAACUCCAUCUACGGCGACAAUACCCUCUCUCCCAUCAAUUCCUCCCCUAACAUCCACUCCCUAACCCUCCCCUCCCUCCCAUCCGUCUCUCUCCGUCUAGAAUUCCCUCCCGACUACCCCACAACACCUCCCUCCAUCCUCGGCACGCAAUCCAUCGGCAACGACCUCCCCAAAGGCAUCGGGAUUCAAAUCGUGGAAAUCAUGCACGCCCUCCUCGCGGAAAUCUUCAUUCCCGGCGCCCCGGUCAUCUUCGACCUCAUAGAAGAAAGCAGUCUGAAACUCGCCCAUCUCGGCGACACAAAUGCCUUGUUCACGACGACGACGGCGACGACGACGAGCGAGGGAGAAACAUCAUCACAAAUUCCUCUUUCUCCUUCCCAUCCACGGAGUUUAAACGAUCAACAUUCUUCUUCAAAUCCAGAAGCAGCACAUAUCCCAUCCAAUACUCCCACCCAACAAAAUCCCCCCCUCUCACAACAACAACAACAACAACAACAACCACCCUGGACCCUCUCCUCAAGCAUAACCUCCAAAAAAYCCACCUUCCUCGCGCGCGCAGCCCCCGUAACAUCCGUCCAACAAGCCCAAUCCUACAUAACGCACCUCCUAACCACGGACAAAAAAGCCAGCAAAGCAACCCAUAACAUUUCCGCCUGGAGGAUUCUAGGGGCAGGGGGUGUAGUAUUUCAGGAUUGUGAUGAUGAUGGGGAGUCCGGAGCGGGCAGCAAAUUGUUGGGAUUGUUGGAGGUUAUGGGGGUUUGGGGGGUUGUGGUUGUUGUUUCGAGGUGGUUUGGGGGGGUGUUGUUGGGGCCGGAGAGGUUUCGGGUUAUUUGUGCUUGUGGGAGGGAUGCUGUUGUUAGGGGUGGGUUUGUUAUUGGGGAGGGCAAGGAGAGGAGGAAGUAG